AUGAACCAGGAAGAAGAGGACGAGGCCCAAAAAUUUUUGGGAAAUUUCAUAAACGUUAUUGAUCCUAGUGAUAUAAAUAAAAAUCGAAGAGACAAAAAGAAGAAAACAAAAAAAGAGAAAAAAAAAGAAAAGAGAGAACAUUUAAAAGAAAAACGAAAAAAAAAAAGACCAGAAGAAAAGAAAAGAAAAAAAGAAAAAAAAAGAGAAGCUUUAUUAAAAAUAUUAAAUAAUUUAAAUGAAGAAGAAAAAAUAGCUUUUUUAAAAGAAAGAAAACUUUCAGAAAUAAAAAAAAAAGAAGAAAAAAAACAAUUCUUAAUCAAAUCAUAUAAUGAAGGAUAUAAAAUAUGUUUUAAUUGUAGUUUUCAAAAUCUUAUGGAAGAAAAAGAAAUAUCCAGUUUAGCUAAACAAAUCUUUUUAUCAUAUCAUUAUAUGUUAAAAAAAAAAGUACCUGUACAAUUUCAUUUUACACAUAUGAAUGAUAAUGAUGAUAUCUCAUCCACGUUAAAAAGAUAUUCUUUCGAUAAAUGGAUGGUACAUAUACAUAAAGAUGAUUAUUGGAAUAUAUUUAAUAAAGACAAAAUAGUUGUGUUAUCUCCAGACGCUUCAGAGGAAUUAGAGGAAAUAAAAAAGGAUGAAGUAUAUAUUAUAUCUGCCCUAGUAGAUAGGAGUGUUUCAAAGAAUUUAUCUUUUUAUCAAGCAUCCCUUCAUGGUUUGAAGACAAGGAAGCUACCUUUAGAAAAAUAUAUAAAAAAAAAAAAAAGUAACGUACUAAAUGUAAAUACAGUAGUCGAAAUUUUAAUACAUUAUAUAAAAACACCCAACUGGUUGAAAGUUUUUGAAACUUGUAUUCCACAAAAAAAAGUUAUGUGUUUCUUUUAUGAUUCUUCUUCAAGUGUAAAUGAAGACGAACGAAUUAUAAAAGUUGACAAUGAAAUUUGUAUAAAUGAAAAAAAAGAUAUCCAAGUACAUUUUUAA
Molecule: messenger RNA, 975 nt
Organism: Plasmodium reichenowi
Lineage: Eukaryota; Apicomplexa; Aconoidasida; Haemosporida; Plasmodiidae
Product: tRNA m(1)G methyltransferase, putative
Exons: 4
Coding region: 1-975 (324 amino acids)
Biological process (GO): tRNA N1-guanine methylation
Cellular component (GO): nucleus
Molecular function (GO): tRNA binding
Source: RefSeq, a predicted model, not a curated record